GAAAUAACUGAGGGAUACAAGUUGUGAAUUCAUUAACUGCGGCUCUUAACUUAGACAAAUUGCAGUUAUCGAAAAGCGGCAUUCACAGAAAUCUCUCAUAUCGGAAAAUCGCAGUUUAGUCCAUCUAGGAAGCUGCAUGAGGUCAGCCUAGCGAAACCGACCGGCAUCAAUAUGUGCUAUCUCUAGAUAUUGGCAACACUGGCCGCGCGCUCGUGUUCCUACGAUGACGUCAUUCUAAGCUAGACGUGACAGAAAAAUUUUGUUGGUACUUGGUUGUGAACGCCAAAGUAUUGUUUUCGUUGAAUUGUGUUUUUGUUGAGCAGCGAAUUGUAUAAACAUAAACAUGGCAGGAGAAGAAGGAUCCUGGCGCACAGCAGCGUUUCGCCAAAGUGUUGUUUCCAAAAUAGACGAAGCAAUUCAGAGAUCUGGUAUGCCAACUGCGAAGAACAGUGUUGAAAUGGAGAACCAUGUCUUUCAGAAAGCAAAAACAAAGGAGGAAUAUCUGAGCUUUGUUGCAAGACUUAUUCUUCAUGUCAGAGAACUGAAUGCAAAGAAAGGCCAAGGGAUGAAUGGCCCUGCUGGAGGAGCAGGGCAAACAAUGCAGGAUCCCAUAAAUGCACUCCAAACAUUGGCAAGGCAAGGCACUGGUAAUGCUCAGAUGAUUGGACUGGGUCCACAGGCUGCAGGCAUGGUACCACAGCCGCCAAAUCAAAUUCCUGCUAGUAACUUAAAGGAAUCUUCAUUGGAGCUUGUAAGGAGGAACUCUAAACUUAUUGACAAGUGGAUAAGUAUGGCUGUGUUCCUACCAGUAACCUGCGCUUCUCCCUUCCCAACUUCCAGUUCCUGUUUCAUCAUUUCCAAACGUUGUUGUGUGUUACAGACUUUGAAUCAGAGACCGGGACAACCACUGGGUGGUCUGACUUCAUUGCAGAAUAAAGUUCCAGACCUAGGCCUGGGGCCAGGUGCACAAGUUGGUGCUAUAGGCCAGAUGGCUGGACAGAUGCAGGCACAGAUGCAGGGAGCCCAAAUGGGGCCCCAGCUAACUGCACAGAUUCAGCAACAACAGCUUUCAGGACAGAUGAGAGUGCAAAUGGCUCCUGGUCCACUGCAGAGCCAGAUGCAAGCUCAGAUGCAAGUCCAAAUGCAGACACAAAUGGGUACCCAGAUGGCUGGUCAAUUACCAAGCCAGUUGCAUGCGCAGAUUCCUCACAUUGCUCAGAUACAGGGAAAUGAUAAUAUGAUGAUGGCAAAUCAGGCAAGUGGUUUUGCUGGUUCACGACAGUUUUUAAGACAAAGUCCAUCACCAUCCGCUCCUUCACCAGCAGGACUCACUGCAGGGCCUGCAAGCAAUCAAAUGGCAGCAUCUCCAGCAUUGGUUCCAUCACCAAGUUCUCAGCUUACACCAAUGUCAGUGCCUCAAAGAUCAGUUGGAAUGGCACCCUCGCCAAGUAGUUCCUUAAACACUCCUGGCCCUGCAGUACCUACCCCAAGCCCCUGCAGUCAGCAGGAGGAUCAAGCUUAUAUAGAGAAAGUACGCCAACUCAGUAAAUAUAUUGAGCCACUUCGCAGGAUGAUUGCCAAAAUGGGAAAUGAUGACGUUGAAAAGUUGAGCAAAAUGAAGAAGCUCCUUGAAAUUUUGUCAAAUCCUAACAAGAGAAUGCCAUUAGAAACACUACUGAAGUGUGAAGUUGUUUUAGAGAAGCUUGAUUUUAAGAGGGGUGAGGGAAUUCUUCCUCCUCCAACUCACAUAAGCGCUUUGAAGGAACAUAGCCUCUUCAAUCCUUUGUUGGAGGCAGUUAGCAAUACUUUACAGAGUUCUUUUGCAAAUCACACUCUCCAGCGAACAUUUGGCCCAUGUUUAGAAGCAUUGUAUGGGCCCGAGAUUAAGAUGAUGCCACCACCAUUGAAGAAGAAGAAAGUGGAAGAGCAGCCAAAUGAUAUACCAGAUGUUCUGCAGGGCGAAAUUGCUCGACUGGACCAACGAUUUAAGGUUAGCCUUGAUCCAACACAGCAACCAGGUUCAAGAGCAGUGCAGUUGUUGUGUUGGCUAGAUGACAAACAUCUACCAUGUGUGCCACCUGUAUCACUAUCAGUGCCUGAGGAUUAUCCCCAAACACCCCCUAGAUGCCAUAUGGCCCCACAUGAGUAUGGCUCCACGGGGUUCCUGGCAGCAGUUCGAGAAGCUUUGGCAUCACGCAUCCUGAAACUGCCUGGACGAUUUUCUGUGUCACAGUUACUUGAUACAUGGGAGAUGAGUGUUCGUCAGGCAUCCGCUCCAGCAACAGUUGCAUCCCAGACACAAAGCACGUCUGCUGCUACUCUUCUUCUUGGCCUUUGAAUGACAUUUUCUGAACCACAUAAGCUGUUAGGAUUCGUUUUGCAUUGGAAAUUUUGUUGUAUAUAGUUUUCUGUGUGAUAUAUCUAUGUUUUACACUGUUCUGUGUCAGCUAAAUGUCAGUGUAUAUUGUUUCAUUUUAUGCUUUCAAAAUUGUUGUGAGCUUCAGAUAUGAGAGAUCUACGAUUAAUUUAAACUAAUUUGGAGGGAAGGUAAAGUUUAUUCUAUUGGAACAGCUGUUUUAUUUAGAAAAAAAGGCUAACUAACUUUUGGAGGCAUUGUGCUAUAACUGUAUUAUUUUGUAUAUAUGUAAAUAUUAUCAAUAAAGUUGAGAGUACAUUACACUAUAUUGUAGAGAUUC
Molecule: messenger RNA, 2696 nt
Organism: Schistocerca gregaria
Lineage: Eukaryota; Metazoa; Arthropoda; Insecta; Orthoptera; Acrididae
Gene: MED15
Product: mediator of RNA polymerase II transcription subunit 15
Exons: 15
Coding region: 344-2338 (664 amino acids)
Biological process (GO): regulation of DNA-templated transcription
Molecular function (GO): transcription coregulator activity
Source: RefSeq, a predicted model, not a curated record